UACAUAAUUUUUUGUGCGUUAUCAAAUAAUGCAGAAAAGGCCAAAACAUGAAGAUAGAAAAAAGGAUAGAAGGAGAGAUACUCGGUUGGUUGGUUGGUUGGUAAGCGGUAAGCCUCGCCUCUGUGAAUGGCAACAACAAAGGCGGCUCUUCUCCCUUGGGUUUUCCCAUCGGCAUCGCCGAGACACGUCUCCUCCCUGCUCCCAGUAGUAGCCCUUGUUCCCUUUGAGACCAAGAAGAGGAGAGCACAAGACUUAGCAGUCUCCGUCGCCUUCAAUCCUUCUGGCAAUUUCAAUAUCUCUGCCUUCGAUCACGAUGACGAUCCUUCUGAUAAAGUGGAACCUCCCAUGCCUCCCAAGACCGGGCGCUACGAGGUUGUGAUCGACAACGACUCCAUUGCGCGGCUUGACCUGUCCCCGUUUCAGACAGCCACCGGCAUAACAUCACCUUCUCUAGCUGAACCAAAAGAGUAUUUGGAUCGAAGCAUCGGAUUCACGAUCAAGUACAAAAGAGAAGACCCCGGGGAUCCGCGGGAGCUGUCAGAGUACCCGGACAUAAGACUGUGGUUCGUGAGGCUCGACGCCAUGUACCCUUGGCUUCCCCUUCUUCUGGACUGGCGAGCUGGAGAACUUGCUCGAUAUGCCGCCAUGCUUGUCCCGCACCAGAUGAGCUUGAGAAUGGGCGUCGUUUUCAACCCCGAGGCGUUGGAGCUCUUCGUCAUGAACAAAGUGUUUGUCGUUUAUCCUUGGCUGAAACGGCACGGUGUCCCCAAGCCCAGGUUGAAGACCAGCGACAUGGCCAGGAUGCUCGGCUUCGGCAUCGGCGAUCAGCUCUUCGACUUGAUCGAUCACUCCCACUUGUCCUCCUAAUUACACACACCAUUACAUUUACAUUGCCUGGGCCUAAACAUUGGGCUUUUAUUGAACAAGGCCUCAAAGAUAUUGAUUGGUUGCAUACGUGGCGUA
Molecule: messenger RNA, 963 nt
Organism: Capsella rubella
Lineage: Eukaryota; Viridiplantae; Streptophyta; Magnoliopsida; Brassicales; Brassicaceae
Product: protein CHLORORESPIRATORY REDUCTION 6, chloroplastic
Exons: 3
Coding region: 127-867 (246 amino acids)
Biological process (GO): NAD(P)H dehydrogenase complex assembly
Cellular component (GO): chloroplast
Source: RefSeq, a predicted model, not a curated record